Pisolithus orientalis is the source of this 2908-nucleotide messenger RNA. Its product is annotated as muts domain V-domain-containing protein. The record is from RefSeq and is a predicted model, not a curated record. Gene Ontology annotation, biological process: mismatch repair. Lineage: Eukaryota; Fungi; Basidiomycota; Agaricomycetes; Boletales; Pisolithaceae. The coding region runs from base 1 to 2796 and encodes 931 amino acids. The transcript has 12 exons. Gene Ontology annotation, cellular component: nucleus. Gene Ontology annotation, molecular function: ATP binding; ATP-dependent DNA damage sensor activity; mismatched DNA binding.
AUGGCACACCGCGUCAGGCUAAUACGCGUCUUUCACUCCUCUGCCGGAGCAUUUGAGCCCAAGAGACCAUCCGUGACGAUCACCAAGAAAAAGUAUUCUGAACUCCCUCGCAAGCAGCUGUCCGCGUCUGAGACCGCGCCAGUGACGUGCGACGCGUUGUCCGCCAGCGUGCUUUCCAACGGCAACAAUACCCCCUUCCAUCCGUCGCCUGCUCCCGGUAUCUCUGAGCCCAUACCGAGACCGAGGAGACGAAAAGCAAAACGGCCUUCUCUCCAUGAAAUCUUGACCAAUCUCAAAAACUUCCCCCACUGUAUCUUACUCACAAGAGUGGGCCAAUUUUACGAGUCAUAUUUUGAUCAAGCAGAAGAGGUGGCGAGUCUCUUGGGCAUCAAGCUGACUUCUCGCGUCUGGGACAAGCAGAAUAUCACCAUGUGCGGCUUCCCCCUGAUGCAUCUUGACAAAUACCUCAAGGUCCUUGUCCUUCAUCACAAACGUUUCGUCGCCAUGUGCGAAGAGUUUCCCCUCCAUAAGCCAGGCCAAAAACCCGCAUUCGAGCGCCGUGUCGUUCGUGUCAUCACCCCAGGGACCCUCAUAGACGAACCGUUCUUGGAUCACUGCCAGAACAAUUACCUUCUCGCAAUUGCAUUUUCACUAUCAUCCAAUAGUGAGAAGGACACAGGGACCAUUGGCUUGGCUUGGAUCGACGUGUCUACGGGGGAAUUUUUUACCAAAACCCUUCCUUUAGAAGGUUUGAAAGACCAUCUGGCCCGGAUAUGUCCCGGAGAAAUCGUUCUCCCGGACGAACUGAAAUCCUGUGCCGAUCAUCCAGUCCGAAAAGCAGUAGAGGACGAAGACAUUCUUGUCGCGUAUACACCCCCUUCCGCCACAGUGCGGGCUCCUCUUGAUGAUCCCCCGUCAGAUUCCUCUAUUUCUGGCACGUACACGGCCCACGAACUAGAAGCUGUUAACAUCCUUACGAAUUACAUGCGCCUAAACCUCUUGGAACAUAUGCCUCAACUUUCGAACCCCAGCAGGGAGGUCAGAGAGAGCGCAAGGGAAGGAGGGACAGCGGGUAGUUUACUUAGCGUGGUUAAGAGAACAGUGACCAGCAGUGGGACACGAUUACUGAGUCGCAGACUUUGUUCACCCAGUACAUCAGUCAGGGAGAUUGGGACACGCCAAUCACUGGUGGCUUUUUUCUAUGACAGGCCCUACCUCCGCGAAGACAUCGUGCAAUCGUUGAAGGAAUGCGAGGACACUCUUCGCAUUGUUCAAAUGUUUCUCCUCCGGAAAGGAGAACUAAGGGAUUUACUAUCGAUCCAUCGGACCAUUGAAGUUUGGAUGUUAAUACAAAGACGGCUUGAACUCGAGAGGAAGAUGGAGACUCUCGAACGCGGAACUUCGACCGCUAGCGAAUGGGGCAACAUUGAUGCUAUGAUGUCUAGCAUUGCGGACCUUCAGAGUUUAUCGCAUCGCAUCGCAUCUGCAUUGGAUGACGUCGAAAGUGCGGAUCCCUCCACGCAAGCACCAGAGGAAGACGACGUUUCUCAGGAAGAUAAAGCCGUGAAAACGAUUGCAUACAAUGGCGUUUACAAAUGGACGGUUAGACCUGACUUUGCAGAAGAACUUGCGGAAUUACACCAGAGGCUAAGCAACCUCCUUGACCGUCGGCGAACGCUAGAGCGAGAAUUACAAGUUCAAUAUAAUGCACCUUCCUUGACACUGCGCACAUCCCCUGGUCAGGGUAUGCAUGUUCACCUUGCUCGGGCGAAACGGGAUCAGAGUAAGAUAAAAUCCUCUCCGGAGUUCAUCAGUAUUUCGGAGAAUGCUUCCACUGGCAGCUUCUUCUAUCUGCCUUGGUCGCAACUUGGUAACCAAAUCGUUGAAAUCGCCACAGCUAUCUCAAAUGCUGAGAAAGAAAUCUUCGACACUUUGCUGAUCAUGGAUGAAUUGGAUGUUACGAUCGGCUUUGCUAACCUUGCGGCAGAAUUCCGGCUUACUAGGCCAGUUGUAAAAGAUGGUACUGGGUACGAAGUGAUACAUGGUCGCCAUCCGACAGUCGAACUUGGUCUUCUUACCUCUGGUCGAGUUUUUACGCCAAACUCUGUGUCGCUGAAAGCUGACUCACAGCUACAUAUCAUUACUGGACCCAAUAUGGCUGGAAAAUCAACAUUCUUAAGGCAAACUGCAAUAAUUGCGAUUCUUGCUCAAACUGGAUCAUUUGUACCUGCUGAACAUGCUGUUAUCGGUGUAGUCGAUAGGCUGUUUUCCAGGGUCGGGGCCAAAGACGACCUGUUUCGAGAUAGGAGUACAUUUAUGGUCGAGAUGCUAGAGACGGCUGAAAUCCUUCGACGUGCGACUCCCAAAAGUUUGGUCAUCAUGGAUGAAGUUGGCCGGGGCACAACGGUCAGAGACGGUUUAGCCAUCGCAUUUGCCACCGUGCAUCAUCUAGUCGUAAACAACCGAUGUCGAGCACUGUUUGCGACCCAUUUCCAUGAAUUGGCUGAUCUACUCUCCUACUCCGAAGUCGACCACCAUGGUGGUGGGGUCUUUCGGGGCGUCGGAUUUUUCUGCACAGAUGUACGUGAAACUGAAGAUGGCUACUUCACCUACUCUCAUUGCCUCAGGCCGGGCGUCAACCGCGACAGUCAUGCGCUCAAAGUUGCCCAGUUGGCAGGGAUGCCGACGUCCGCUGUACUACUUGCGAAGAAUGUCUUAAGUGCGCUACAAGGACAGCAGCAUUUGAGUGUUGCGCAGCUUUCGCAGCUUGGGCAAAUGGCGACUACCACUGAGUAACCCUCUUCUCGGAGUUGUUCUGCGACAUGGGAGGGUCAUGAAAGCCAGUUUUCAUCGGGCUUAAUCUUCGGGGAACCUUUCGUACCAAAAGUGCAUAUAUAUUGCAUGUCCC